AUGCGCGAGAAGGUACAGGUGUAUCCAGAAUAUCGGCUGACAGAGAAGGGCAGGGAAUACAUAGGAAGGGUGAAUGUGACGGAAUCGGGACAGAACUGUCUCGACUGGAGAGACUAUCCCUACGGCAUACCAGACGACUUCAACGUCACGGUUGAAGUUAAGGAAUUUCUGGAAUCCAAAUCGCCAUUCGAUCCUGACAGAACACCGGCGACGAACGCAGCAUUCGAGGUCCACUUUCUCAAUCUGGACUCCUGGUCUCACCAGAACUUCUGUCGGAAUCCGUCCGGGAGGGACAGACCCUGGUGCUUCGUUUCCGACCCUGCAAAGCAAUGGGAAUACUGCGACAUUCCAAUGUGCACGCAGACAGUUCCUCCUGAGUGCAAGUUGACUCAACAAGGUGGCGAAUACGUGGGAACAAGGAACGUGACGAUCACAGGCGAUCCGUGUGUGUCAUGGGGAGUUGCAUUUGAUGAGAUCGAUGUAUUUCUCCCUGCGAUUCCGGACGACGACCGCGUCGACCUGGAACACAACUUCUGGCGAAAUCCGCUGGCCGCUGUUUCUCCGUUUUGUUACUACCAGGAAAAAUCCGGUUAUUUCUUGAAGGGAUACUGCGACAUCCCGUUUUGCAAUCAUCAAGCCGAAGUCGUUGGCGCGGGGGGCGAAGGCGUGUAUCCAGAAUGUCGACUGUCGGAAAAGGGGAAGGAAUACGUGGGGAGCAAGAACGAGACCGAAACGGGAAAGGCAUGCUUGCCGUGGUAUUUUCAACUCUAUGACAGACGUUGGGAUUUUAUUUCCUUUACCUACAAGGCAUUUUUCGUAGAUGGGUUCUUCAACGAGUACAGUUACAACGAGUUAAACAUACCCAGUCACAAUCACUGCAGAAACCCGGGAUUAUACCGAAGGCGACCGUGGUGCUUCGUCUCCGACGUGGACACGAAGUGGGAGUAUUGCGACAUCCCCUUCUGCCACGACCUCGGUCAGUCCAUCCAGGAGCCUCCCCGAAAGAACACCUCGCGUUCCGACUCACAUUCUUCCUUCUUUCUCCCAGGUCCACCGGAAUGUAAAGUGAGUAGAAAAGGAGGAGAAUACGUGGGGAAGAGGAACGUGACAAUAUCGGGGUUCCCCUGUCUACCUUGGUUUUUGACCAUGGAGGAAAGAACACCCCAUUCAUUUUCAGACGAACUGGAUGGAAGACACACGUUUUGCCGCAAUCCUUUCGAUUUUCCCAACGGCCCUGCAUGUAUCAUCAACCAGAUGGAUUGGGAGUAUUGCGACGUUCCAUUUUGUCAGUCCGACGAUGAAGAACGGUGCGACGUUCGAGUCGAUGGGCAGUGCGUCAGUCCACUGGAAUGCAAGACGGACGUAAUCGGCAUGUCAUACAUGGGGACCAAAAAUGUGACGCGCAAGGGGCACAAAUGCCAGGCAUGGAUGAGCAACACCCCGAACAACAAAGUUCCAAUCGUCGACUCCUACACCUACGAGCAACAGAAUCUAAAUCCCACAGAAUCCGGCGACUACUACGGAACGAGCUCCUUCCCGGACGAAGUCCACCCGCAUCACAACUUCUGUCGGAACCCAUUCGGCGACGAAGAAGGUCCAUGGUGCUUCAGGAGCGAUGGGCCGGGACGGGACUAUUGCGAUAUCCCCAUCUGCACUUGA
Molecule: messenger RNA, 1659 nt
Organism: Darwinula stevensoni
Lineage: Eukaryota; Metazoa; Arthropoda; Ostracoda; Podocopida; Darwinulidae
Source: the annotation of a GenBank genome assembly